GGCUCCCACCAAACCGCUGGUGGCACAGCAGAUGGAGGCAUGUCACAACGUGAUGGGCAUCUCACAGGAGCACAUGGCGGAGAUGACGGGCAGUACCAUGGCUUCAAACCGCCAGGCCAUCUGGGCGAAGAAGCGGCUCUUCUUCUUGACUCCGCACGUGAUGAAGAACGACCUCUGCAGUGAAGCUUGCCCUGCGGCGGCCGUCAAGUGCUUGGUCGUCGAUGAAGCCCACAAAGCGAUGGGAAACUACUCUUAUUGCCAGGUGGUGAAUCAGCUCGUCGGCUAUUCACGCCAGUUCCGCGUCCUUGCUCUGAGCGCGACGCCUGGAAGUGAUCGGCAGUCUGUUCAGCAGGUUCUAAACAACCUCUUGAUCUCGCGUGUGGAGCUGCGCUCUGAGGACUCCCCCGACAUCCUGCCCUACUCGCACGAACGCGUCGUCGAGAAGAUCGUGGUGGAGCCGGACGAGGAGCUGUCGGCCAUCAGGGUGCAGUAUCUCAAGGCAGGAGGAUGCACAUGUGUUUCUGGGUUACGUGAUAGAUGCUCUGCACCAAUCCUGCCUCUUCAACCAAAGGCAGCUCGGUAUUAACAUGGAGACCCCUACAUUGAUCCACCAGAUCUUCAGGGGGUACCUGAAAUCGAGAG
This is a messenger RNA of Lethenteron reissneri (Far Eastern brook lamprey), 642 nucleotides long. RefSeq names its product Fanconi anemia group M protein-like. The record is from RefSeq and is a predicted model, not a curated record. Gene Ontology annotation, molecular function: 3'-5' DNA helicase activity; four-way junction helicase activity; ATP binding. Gene Ontology annotation, biological process: interstrand cross-link repair; double-strand break repair via synthesis-dependent strand annealing. Lineage: Eukaryota; Metazoa; Chordata; Hyperoartia; Petromyzontiformes; Petromyzontidae.